GGCUCGUUGAACUGGCGCUGUGAAAGAUGUCAAUGGGUCUCCUCCCCACCCCCAGCUGUCACAGCAGGCUGAGUGAGCACAGGGGAAGCUGACUGCGCUCCGGCCUCGGGGAGACGGCAAGCUGGGACCCAGGCAGGAUGAGAGGAGACGAUCCAUUUGCUGCUAUGAAGAACCUGAAACGCUUCAGCGACAGAGCUGCUGCCGGCGAUUUUUUCGUUCAGGCUGCGGACAUCCGUGAUCCUAAUGAUCACAUCCUCUCGCAGGAAGAUUUCGAUGAGAUAACGGAUUUCAAUGACCUCCCGACCUCACUCUUUGCCUGCAACGUACAUCAGUCUGUUUUUGAAGACGAACAGCGAAGGGAGAAGUUUGAAGCGCUUUUCUUGGCUUAUGAUGACCAUGCCACAUUCCAGCUGUUUAAAAGUUUCAGACGUGUACGAAUUAACUUCACCAAUCCCAAAGUAGCAGCCCGUGCCAGAAUAGAGCUCCACGAAACAAAGUUCAAUGGGAAAAAGCUAAAACUCUAUUUUGCACAGGUUCAAAAUCAAGGUUCAGAUGGAGAUAACCUGCACCUUGCCCCUCCACAGCCAGCAAAACAGUUUCUCAUCUCCCCUCCAGCAUCACCACCUGUGGGCUGGCAACAAAUUGAUGAUGCGACUCCAAUCAUCAACUACGAUCUUCUCUAUGCAGUGGCAAAACUGGGACCUGGGGAGAAGUACGAAUUACACGCAGGAACUGAGUCAACUCCCAGUGUGGUGGUCCACGUCUGUGAUAGCGAAGCAGAGGAUGAGGACGAACCGAAGAAUUCUCCAAAACCAAAAAUAAUUCAAACCCGCCGUCCUGACCUGCCACCAGCAAUGUCCAAUUGAAAUAUUGAUGCACAGUUUUAGUCAAAGUAUCAUCUAGUGCUCUCUGCUGUGGCCAUACUCUGUUGAGAGGAACAAUGGUCUGUUAUUCACAGAUGUAUUUGUUUUCGAGCCCCUUCUGAGUUUCUAAGGCUUACCAGAAUAGAAUGGAAUGGUUACUAUGUGCAUGCCUAUUUGCUAUAUACAAAUUAGUAUCUGAUCAUAUCAUAAUUCAUUCAUUUAUGUUAGAGUUGCAUUAGUAAAACCCAGGAAUAAUUGUAAAGCUUGGCAUUAUAACUCCAAGAUGAAUAUAAUUUAGACGACUAAGCACAUGGUAACCUGCUGUUCUGAAAUGAUUUGGUAUAAAUGUUUGAUCCAAUUUUAAAUUUGGCUUUAAGUCUUUGAGGCAUAUUGUGAUUAUGUCUGCUGUGUUCUCUGACUUGUUCAGGAAAUGAAAAAGGUUAAUGAAUGGUCUGAGUUUUACUUUGUUGGCACUGAAUUGCCAAUGAUGUCCUUGGUGAAAGUCCUGUGAGACAUUAAAGAUAUGAGGCAACCUUGGGGGAAAUACUAACUUCCAUUUACACCAAUGUGCAGUACAUAAUGUCAGCAUCUUCUAAUAUAUUCUUGUGAAAAGGUGUAACUGUAAUUUGUAUUUUUAUCACUGUUUUAUUAUUGAUAAAAUGUACUGAUUAAAGUUAUAUGCAAUAUACUUACUAAAAUAGGAAUGAUAAACUGAAUAUAGACAUGGACAGAUAAAUAAGCAUUACUAUAGUCAUGAAUUUUCCAAUCUACAUAUCUUUUCAGGAUGAGUACCAAUAGACCAUAUUAUCAUCUGCUGCAUUGAAAUUUCCCUAUUGUUCCAUUUCAAAACAUCCUUAUGAUCCAAUUAGCACAAAAUGACCCAAUAUUCCAUUUUAUAGAAAACACUUUUUAAAAAAUGAAAGUAAUUUCCGUAACUACAGGGUUUUUAAAACUUUUUGGCAUUUUCUCAGUGUAGCUUUUCUUUGACUGUGCUUUGUAUAUUACUGACACACAGAAUAUACAAUCAGAAGUGUCUCAAUAAUAGAUUGGAAAAUAUGGUCUAUGAGUUACUUGAAGGUUUAAUGAUAAUUUGCGCACUUAUUGUCUUUGGACAUAAGUUCUAGCGGCACAGUUAAGAAAAUAUAAAAACUAAACUAAACUUUAUCUAUCUACAGUUACAAUAAACAAAUUAUCAUUUUU
This is a messenger RNA of Mobula hypostoma (lesser devil ray), 2063 nucleotides long. RefSeq names its product regulator of calcineurin 2 (gene rcan2). Gene Ontology annotation, cellular component: cytoplasm; nucleus. Bases 138 to 866 code for a protein of 242 amino acids. The transcript has 5 exons. Lineage: Eukaryota; Metazoa; Chordata; Chondrichthyes; Myliobatiformes; Myliobatidae. The record is from RefSeq and is a predicted model, not a curated record. Gene Ontology annotation, molecular function: nucleic acid binding; calcium-dependent protein serine/threonine phosphatase regulator activity. Gene Ontology annotation, biological process: calcium-mediated signaling.